AUGAAGGAGUUUGGACAGAUCAUAAGAGGGAUCAGAGUCAUCACAGUGGACUGGCAGCUGGAGAGGAACGGUGCUGCCCACCAUACCCAGGAGUACCCCUGCCCCGAGCUGGUAGUUCGCAGGGGCCAGUCGUUCACGCUCAUUCUGGAGCUGAGCAGGGCCCUGGACGACGAGGACGCCCUCAUCUUCACGGUGGAGACGGGACCCCAGGCGUCUGAGGAGCUCCACACCAAAGCUGAGUUCCAGACAUCUGGGCCAGAGGACGACGAUACCUGGACAGCCGUGGAGGAGGCUCGGACAGAGAACAUCCUGACCAUCAGCCUCACCAGCCCUCCCGAUGCUGUCAUCGGCCGUUACCUGCUGAGUACAAGGGUCUCCUCUCGCCGCAAACACAGCAACCGCAAACUGGGGGAGUUUGUUCUCCUUUUCAACCCCUGGUGUCCAGAGGACGAUGUGUUUCUGGCCUCAGAGGAGGAGAGACAAGAGUACGUCCUCAACGACAAUGGCAUCAUCUUCCGAGGCGUGGAGAAGCACAUCCAAGCCCAGGGCUGGAACUACGGGCAGUUUGAAGAGAACAUCCUGAACAUCUGCCUCUCCAUCCUGGACCGAAGCCCCAGUCACCAAGACAACCCAGCCACCGAUGUGUCCCACCGCCAUGACCCUGUCUACAUCACCAGGAUCGUCAGUGCCAUGGUGAACAGCAACAAUGACCGGGGAGUGGUCCAAGGCCAGUGGCAGGGCAAAUAUGGCGGCGGCACCAGUCCAUUGCACUGGCGUGGCAGUGUGGCCAUUCUGCAGAAGUGGUUCAAGGGCAGAUAUAGGCCAGUCAAAUACGGCCAGUGCUGGGUCUUCGCUGGAGUCAUGUGCACAGUCCUUAGGUGUUUGGGGAUCGCCACACGGGUUGUGUCCAACUUCAACUCAGCCCAUGACACAGAUCAGAACCUGAGUGUGGACAAAUAUGUGGACUCCUUCGGGCGGACCCUGGAGGAUCUGACGGAAGACAGCAUGUGGAAUUUCCACGUCUGGAAUGAGAGCUGGUUUGCCCGACGGGACCUGGGCCCCUCUUACAAUGGCUGGCAGGUUCUGGAUGCCACCCCCCAGGAGGAGAGUGAAGGUGUGUUCCGGUGUGGCCCAGCCUCAGUAAUCGCCAUCCGUGAGGGUGAUGUGCACCUGGCCCAUGAUGGCCCCUUCGUGUUUGCGGAGGUCAAUGCAGACUACAUCACCUGGCUGUGGCACGAGGACGAGAGCCGUGAACGUGUGUACUCAGACACGAAGAAGGUCGGGAGAUGCAUCAGCACCAAGGCGGUGGGCAGUGACUCCCGAGUGGACAUCACAAGCCUCUACAAGUAUCCAGAAGGGUCCCGAAACGAGAGGCAGGUAUACAGAAAGGCGGUGAAGAAGCUGUUCAGCGUGGAAGCCUGUGGGAGGAGAACCCGGGUCCGCAGGGCAGGGGGACGUGGUCUCUGGCGUGAUGACCUCCUGGAGCCUGCCACCAAGCCCAGCAUCAGUGGCAAGUUCAAAGUGCUGGAGCCACCCGUGCUGGGCCAGGAUCUGAGACUGGCCUUGUGCCUGGUCAACCUCACCUCCAGGGCCCAGCGUGUCCAAGUUAACCUGAGUGGUGCCACCAUCCUCUACACCCGCAAGCCAGUGGCAGAGAUCCUGCAUGAAUCCCACACAGUAAGGCUGGGGCCACAAGAAGAGAAGAAGAUCCCAAUUUCCAUACCCUACUCCAAGUAUAAAGAAGACCUGACAGAAGACAAGAAGAUCCUGUUGGCUGCCAUGUGCCAUGUUACAAAGGGAGACAAGCUCCUAGUAGAGAAAGACAUUAGUCUGGAGGACAUCAUCACCAUCCAGGUCCUGGGUCCAGCCAUGGUGGGAGUGGCAGUUGUGGUGGAAGUCACAGUGGUCAACCCCCUCUCAGAGAAAGCAGAGGACUGUGUGCUGAUGGUGGAGGGCAGCGGCCUUCUCCAGGGACAGCUCAACAUUGAUGUGCCCAGCCUGGAGCCCCAGGAGAGGGCCUCAGUCAAGUUUGAUAUCACCCCCUCCAAGAGUGGCCCAAGGCAGCUACAGGUGGACCUCGUCAGCCCCCACUUCCCAGACAUCAAGGGUUUCGUGAUUGUCCAUGUGGUCCCCGCCAAGUGAUGGGUCAGGAGGGACAGAAGGGGAGGAUUUGGUCCCAUUCUCCUCCUAUCCACCUCUUUAUCAAUUCCACAUGGGGGCCAGGAGCCUGGGUUAGUCCUGCUCCAACCU
This is a messenger RNA of Otolemur garnettii (small-eared galago), 2250 nucleotides long. It is a transcript of the gene TGM6, whose product is annotated as transglutaminase 6. Gene Ontology annotation, biological process: peptide cross-linking. Gene Ontology annotation, molecular function: protein-glutamine gamma-glutamyltransferase activity. The transcript is spliced from 13 exons. The record is from RefSeq and is a predicted model, not a curated record. The coding region runs from base 1 to 2142 and encodes 713 amino acids. NCBI's taxonomy places the organism in Eukaryota, Metazoa, Chordata, Mammalia, Primates, Galagidae.